This is a messenger RNA of Humulus lupulus (European hop), 1428 nucleotides long. RefSeq lists its product as uncharacterized. The record is from RefSeq and is a predicted model, not a curated record. Gene Ontology annotation, biological process: proteolysis. Bases 511 to 1428 code for a protein of 305 amino acids. Gene Ontology annotation, molecular function: cysteine-type peptidase activity. NCBI's taxonomy places the organism in Eukaryota, Viridiplantae, Streptophyta, Magnoliopsida, Rosales, Cannabaceae. The transcript is spliced from 6 exons.
AUACUUUGGAAGGAGGCAAGGAAAGAUGCAUCUAGAAAUUAUGUAAAUGAACGUGACAAGCUUAUAGGAGAUGCCAUUGAUGACCUUCUAGAUAAGAGAAAUGAGGGGACACUUGUAGAAGUUGGGACAAAUGAUAUAUUGACACAAGUGUUAGGAACAAAGGAGCAUCCUGGUAGAGUAAGAGGCCAAAGUCGUGGAGUUACACAAAGAGACUACUUUUUGAAGCCAGCAGAAGGUUUUAGUGGACUUCAACAAUAUCAAUUUCAAUUUCAGCAACACCAAUCGCAAAAAUACUUAGAUGACUUUAAAAAGUUAGAGUAAUCCUUUGAGCAAAGACUACGUAGUCAAGCUGAACAAUUUGAAGUAGAACGAAAAUGAGAAAGAGAAGAACGAGAACAAGAACGAGAGUUAUUUUUGACAAAGUUUACAGAAUUAGCAAACCAAAUUUCAUCAUUAAAAGGAAGUGAAGUGAGUUUGCCUACGAUAGUUUCAUGAACAAGUGAGACCCCUAUGCCAAUAGAGGUGGUAAAUGAGUCUUUAGUUUCUUCAAAGGAUAAUCAUAAGUCUAGAUUAUUGACAGAAAAUGGUGAUACUGUUGCUAUUGGACGAAUAAUGGCAACAAGCGGAAAAAUUCAUUGUGUUGACUUAAGAAAGGGUAACUAUUGUGUGGAAGUGGAUGAGUGCUGCAAUGAUGAGGCUAAACUUAUAUUUCCUAUUGGAGAUGAGAUUUCUUUAGUACGUCAUGCUGUCGGCCACUAUGUUGAGUGGCCAUCUCAUCUGAUCAUUCCUUAUGAUUCAGAUUUGCUACCUAAGAAGACAAAGAAGCAAAAAAAGAAUGGUUCACCAAUACCUAAUGCCCCAAUGACACAAGAGAAGUCUCAUCCUUCCCAAAAACUUCCUAGUCAAAAUGAAGUAGUGUCAAUUAAAGCUUGUGCCCCGAUACUCUUCAAGAUUCCUAGUGGGGUUCCUCGCUUUCUCAAGUGUCUAUUAACUACCGUGAAGUAUGUGGAGCCAAGUUUCAUGAUCAAAAUUACGAUGGAUUUUGAGAUAUUCGGCCAUGAGAAUGAUUUAUAUACCUCACAAGAAGAUAUAGUUCAUGUUGGCUUAAUGGAAGAGAUUGGAGCAUCAUGUGUAUCGUUAUAUAUCAGGAUUUUAUACUUUCAAUUAGUGAAAAGAGAGAUCAGUCACUUUUUUCGUUUUGUUGAGCCAAUUUGGUUAUCAAAUGUUGGAUCCACUGAAGAAGAACGAGUUGAAUGGGUACCAAAGAGUAUGCUUGAUUCAAAUCCGGGUCAAAUGUGGUUGUUGCCAUAUCAUAAGGGAAAGCAUUGGAUGCUUAUAAUAAUUGAUUUUGAUCACCAAUUGUGCUAUUUCCUGGAUUCUCUUCACAAUUUUCCACCAGAUCAAAUCAAAUCUCUCAUUUCUUGGUAA